AUGUUCCUCUGCCGGUUCCUCCUCUUCUACCUGUUCGAAUCGCCAAAGUUCCUCUUGUCUCGCGGUCGCCAAGCUGAGGCUGUUGCAGCCGUGCACGGCAUCGCUUACUUCAACGGCGCAAAGACGUGGCUCUCAGAAGAUGUCCUGAACGCUAUUGGUGGGCAUCCUGAGGAUUCGCCAGAGCAGAAGAAGCUAAGCGUCACGGAGAUCAUCAAGCGACAAUUGGGCAAGUUUGGCCCAGAGCGUAUUGCACCAUUGUUCAGUGGCUGGAAGUUGGGACUGAACACCGCCCUGCUUUGGUUUAUCUGGACCACGAUCGGCAUGGGCUAUCCACUCUUCAAUGCUUUCCUGCCUCAAUACCUUUCGACUGCCGGUGGCCAAGCUGUCUCGGAGAACACAACCUACCGCGACUACGCCAUCACCUCCGUAGUCGGUGUCCCUGGCAGUAUCCUCGCAUGCUACACCGUCAACAUCAAGUACAUUGGCCGCAAGGGCACGAUGGCGAUCGCAACCCUCCUCAGCGGCAUCUUCCUCAUCCUCUUCACACGAGGCACUACCUCAGGAUACCAGUUGGCCAUGAGCUCUCUCGAAGCCUUCUUCCAAAACAUCAUGUACGGUGUUCUCUAUGCCUACACGCCCGAAGUCUUCCCCGCGCCGAACCGUGGUACGGGAACUGGCAUUUCCAGCACACUCAACCGACUCGCCGGUCUCUGUGCACCCAUCGUGGCAGUCAAUGCCGGCGCUCUCGAUCCGAAGGCGCCAAUCUACGCAUCUGCAGGUCUCUUCUUCGCAGCAUUUCUGGCGAUGCUUUGCCUGCCGAUAGAGACUCGUGGACGGCAGACAUUGUAG
Messenger RNA from Fulvia fulva, 849 nucleotides. RefSeq names its product MFS siderochrome iron transporter 1. Lineage: Eukaryota; Fungi; Ascomycota; Dothideomycetes; Mycosphaerellales; Mycosphaerellaceae. Bases 1 to 849 code for a protein of 282 amino acids. The record is from RefSeq and is a predicted model, not a curated record. Gene Ontology annotation, biological process: transmembrane transport. Gene Ontology annotation, molecular function: transmembrane transporter activity. The transcript is spliced from 3 exons.